This is a messenger RNA of Musa acuminata subsp. malaccensis (wild Malaysian banana), 1725 nucleotides long. Its product is annotated as UDP-glucose 4-epimerase GEPI48. NCBI's taxonomy places the organism in Eukaryota, Viridiplantae, Streptophyta, Magnoliopsida, Zingiberales, Musaceae. The record is from RefSeq and is a predicted model, not a curated record. Gene Ontology annotation, biological process: beta-D-galactose catabolic process via UDP-galactose, Leloir pathway. Gene Ontology annotation, cellular component: cytosol. Gene Ontology annotation, molecular function: UDP-glucose 4-epimerase activity.
GUAACGUCGAGAUCGAAUGAUUUGCCCCCAAGGAAGAAAAGGAAUAGAAAUGGAAAUAAUUUCUCAGGUGGAGGCUUUCUCGUGGUGCUCGGGAACAGCGUAUGGUCGAUGUCCAUGGCGGUUUGGAAUCACCCGCAGGUAUUCGUACCUUCCACCCUCGCGCCCGUAUCCCCAUUCCUCCCCUCCCCUACUCGCUCCGCGUUCCGCGCUCCAGAUCUCGACGAUCCCUUCGCCCGUCUUCACUGCUCCGCUGACUCGAUGCCUUCUCCGCCGGCCCUGGCGCGGAACAUUCUGGUCACCGGCGGUGCCGGCUACAUCGGCAGCCAUACCGUGCUGCAGCUCCUCAAGGGGGGCUACCGCGCCGUCGUGGUGGACAACCUCGACAACUCCUCGGAGGUCGCCCUCGAGCGGGUCAGGGAGCUCGCGGGGGAGUUCGGCAAGAACCUCGCCUUCCAUCGGAUUGAUCUUCGAGACAGAGAAGCACUAGAGAAAGUUUUUUCUGCAACCAAAUUUGAUGCUGUUAUACACUUUGCUGGAAUAAAGGCUGUUGGCGAAAGCGUUAGAAAGCCUUUACUUUAUUACAACAACAACCUCAUUGGCACAAUAAUUCUCUUUGAAGUAAUGGCUGCUUACGGAUGUAAAAAGCUGGUCUUCUCAUCAUCAGCUACAGUUUAUGGGUCGCCGAAGAAAGUACCUUGUACAGAAGAUUUUCCUUUAUGUGCAAUAAAUCCGUAUGGACAAACUAAGCUUAUGACCGAGGAUAUAUGUCGUGAUAUGUGUCAAGGUGACAGUGACUGGGAUAUAAUAUUAUUAAGAUACUUCAAUCCCGUUGGAGCUCAUCCCAGUGGAUACAUCGGUGAAGAUCCUCGUGGAGUUCCCAAUAACCUCAUGCCAUUUGUGCAGCAAGUUGCUGUUGGAAGGAGACCUGCCCUUACAGUAUUUGGGAAUGACUAUUCAACCAAGGAUGGUACAGCGGUAAGGGAUUACAUUCAUGUUGUUGAUCUAGCAGAUGGACAUAUUGCAGCCCUACAGAAACUCUUUGAGGGCUCUCAUGUAGGAUGUGAAGUCUAUAAUCUAGCAACUGGAAAGGGAUCUUCUGUCUUGGAAAUUGUGGCAGCAUUUGAGAAGGCUUCUGAGAAGAGAAUCCCUUUGAUCUUGGCCGGAAGGCGACCUGGUGAUGCUGAAAUUGUUUAUGCAUCCACAGCCAAAGCAGAGAAGGAGCUACAUUGGAAGGCAAAGUAUAGCAUUGAAGAGAUGUGUCGAGAUCAAUGGAACUGGGUUAGCAAGAAUCCUUGGGGAUACAGAUUGCCGGAGACCACUAACGGAAAUGGAAAGUGCGCUACUUCGCAAUAAUACCAGCUCUUUAGCAGACGGAGAAAGAUCACCACAUGACAAUUUGAUAUAGAUGUGGCAUAUGUCGGUCCAGCUGAUAUAUCAUGUGAAUAAACAUGAUUCUAUCAUCAAAGACACAGCAGAGAUAACUUUUAUCUCUGUGAGUUCCAUUCUUUUUCCCCCUGUUGCCUGCCAUGCAUCAUCUAGGCUAUUUAAGCACAACAUGUGUAUAUGGCUAUCUGUUCAUUCUUUUUUGUUCAUGCUUGAGCGGACUUAGCUUCCUUAGCACCCAUUUGAUACGGAUGCGUGAUGUAUGUUAUUUGAUGCGGAUGUAGAUUAUUGUUUCAGUGUGCUGUGUCAAAUCUGAUCAUCUGAUGUAGAUGACAUUCCACU